AUGUCUUUCCAGAACUUCGAUUCGUUCCAGAACCAGGCUGAUGCCGCUGCUGCUGCCGCUGCCCCCGCUCCUACGGACGCUGCUAUGGCUGGUCAGGACGCUGCCUUCCAGGGUCCUGCUGGUGAUGCCGCUGCGGGUGCUGUUCCCCAGCAGGGUGCCGAUGGCAAGACCACUCUCUGGAUGGGUGAGCUUGAGCCUUGGAUUGAUGAGAACUUCAUCCGCAACCUGUGGUUCCAGAUGGGUGAGCAGGUCAACGUCAAGAUGAUCCGUGACAAGUUCUCUGGUAGGAGCAACGCCGGUUACUGCUUCGUCGACUUCACCUCCGCCGCUGCCGCCGCCAAGGCCCUGUCUCUGAACGGCACCCCCAUGCCCAACACCAACCGUGUGUUCAAGCUCAACUGGGCUACUGGUGGUGGCCUUGCUGACCGCAGCCGUGACGACCGUGGUCCUGAGUACUCCAUCUUCGUUGGUGACCUUGGUCCCGAGGUCAACGAAUACGUCCUUGUCUCUCUCUUCCAGAGCCGCUUCCCCUCUUGCAAGUCUGCCAAGAUCAUGACCGACCCCAUCAGCGGCAUGUCCCGUGGAUAUGGUUUCGUUCGCUUCUCUGACGAGAACGACCAGCAGCGCGCUCUGAGCGAAAUGCAGGGUGUCUACUGUGGUAACCGCCCCAUGCGCAUCUCCACCGCCACCCCCAAGAACAAGGGUCCCGGUAUGAUGCCCGGUGGUGGUGGUGGUGGUAUGGGUAUGCCCGGCCCUGCUGGCAUGUACCCUCCCAUGGGCGCUCCCCCCAUGGGCUUCUACGGUGCUCCUCAGCCCAUGAACCAGUUCACCGACCCCAACAACACCACCGUUUUCGUUGGUGGUCUCUCCGGCUAUGUCACUGAGGAUGAGCUCCGUUCGUUCUUCCAGGGAUUCGGUGAAAUCACCUACGUCAAGAUCCCUCCUGGCAAGGGCUGUGGUUUCGUCCAGUUCGUCCAGCGCCACGCCGCCGAGAUGGCCAUCAACCAGAUGCAGGGUUACCCCAUUGGCAACUCGCGGGUACGUCUCAGCUGGGGCCGCUCUCAGAACAACUCUGGUCCCGCCGGAAGCCCCUACCGUCCCGCUCCCCCACCGCCGCCGAUGUACCCGUCCAUGGGCAUGCCGCCAGCUCACCAAUACGGUGGUUUCGCGCCUAUGAAGGUUGGUGGUCCUGAAGCCACUUGGCAGUCUCCUUUCUGA
Aspergillus glaucus CBS 516.65 is the source of this 1218-nucleotide messenger RNA. RefSeq names its product RNA-binding protein. Gene Ontology annotation, cellular component: cytosol. Lineage: Eukaryota; Fungi; Ascomycota; Eurotiomycetes; Eurotiales; Aspergillaceae. Gene Ontology annotation, molecular function: mRNA binding. The transcript has 4 exons. The record is from RefSeq and is a predicted model, not a curated record. The coding region runs from base 1 to 1218 and encodes 405 amino acids. Gene Ontology annotation, biological process: mRNA splice site recognition.